AUGGGGCCCAGAUGUCUUUUCUGGACAGCCACAGUUCAGGAUGUCUCUCGGUUCUGCGGCCAGAACUACGAGCGUAUGGAAAACCGCGGACUCAAUGUCUUUGGCGAUACAGCACAUCCUUUCAAGAAGUGUUCUUCCGGGUAUAGCAACCCCAGUGGCACAGAGCUGUGUAGCCUCCGUAGCAGAGCAGACACAAGUCCCACAUGCAUGGAGAGCCAUGGUAGAACCCAGAAGCAAUGGAGAAAGAAGCCCAUCCCUCCCGGGGAUGUCUGCCCUUUGAGAGUUGAAGAAGCAGGAGUCUCUAGCACCCCAGGGCAGACAACCAAGGAUGAGGUCUCCAGGCCAGCCUUUGCCCCGCCCUCAGUGCUGUCCCCGCCCAUCUUGGCAGUGGUCCCUUUUGCAGACCUCAGUACCUCAGCACACUGGUCCUCUCCAGGCACCCGGGAGAACUUGAGGGUCUGGUACGUUCUGGAGGAACUGACUACGCUGCUGGGUCCUGAGCCUGGGCCUGGCGGGAGCAUGGCUUAUGGUACCACAUGACACCUGGCUGCAAGAUACUUUGCCUACUCACUGCGGCCCACCCGCUCACCGAGAGCCCUGAUAGAGAUGGUGGUAGCGAGGGAGCCGGCUGCUACUCUGGGACAGCUUGGCGUACACCUGGCUCAGCUAGGACGGCCAGAUGUACUGCAAGUGCUCUCCCAGCUUGGCUAA
Molecule: messenger RNA, 711 nt
Organism: Mesocricetus auratus (golden hamster)
Lineage: Eukaryota; Metazoa; Chordata; Mammalia; Rodentia; Cricetidae
Gene: Igflr1
Product: IGF like family receptor 1
Source: RefSeq, a predicted model, not a curated record